This is a messenger RNA of Oryzias latipes (Japanese medaka), 4998 nucleotides long. It is a transcript of the gene lrrtm4l2, whose product is annotated as leucine rich repeat transmembrane neuronal 4 like 2. Gene Ontology annotation, molecular function: protein binding. The record is from RefSeq and is a predicted model, not a curated record. Lineage: Eukaryota; Metazoa; Chordata; Actinopteri; Beloniformes; Adrianichthyidae.
AGUUAUGUUCUCACAGUGUGUGUCUUUCACUAGCAAAGCAGUGACCUUCUCCUGCCUAUCAUGUUAUUAGUCAUUUAAAAGUGCUGCGUUCCACGACAAUCAAGUCGACAAUUCAGAGAAUUCGAGUGCAUUUACUAACACGGCUUCUGAGAACUACUAAAACUGAUGCACUUCCACCUCAGUCAAACCGGAGGUGAAAAUUACCAAGAAACCAAGCCGGGGGGGGGGCUUAUUUGAUGUGUUUUUUGUAAAAUUAAAAAUCAACUAAUUUAUUUGGAGAUAAAUGUUUUCCCACAUCAAGAAAAGAGUUUAAGGGAUUUUGAUCAUGUGAGGGAUCUGUCUCUUCAUAAGUAAUCUGAGAUUCAAUGAAAUGUGUUGUUUGAAAAUUCCAAUAGAAGUCUAUGUCUUAAAGGAACAGUUUGGGAAAUUAGCUGCCAAAAUGUUUGCUGUUUUUUUCAUUGUGUUGCAAAAGUUUUGAUUUUACUGCUUGACUGUCAUGAAACUUGCACAUGGCGUGCUUGUAUUUCAGAUGCGAAUCAAAUUUGAAUGAAACUUGGCAUAUGGAGAGUCUUGUGUUUGCAUAAGUAAUGAGAUGCUAAAUUGCAUAAAUAAAAUACACAAUUUCCCAUUAUAGUGAGAAGUGGUUCAAGACCACAAAAAAGUGUGAAGAGGCACACCAGCCUGUGCUUUUUUUUUAAACAUAGACACUAGUUUUAAUGGGACUCAACUAUCCCAUGUUAGACUCACUUACCCUCAUACAUGCAUGAAAAGAUACAGGAUGUAACAUUUUCUGGUGAAUUGAUGCCGUUUUCCCAUACAAAUGCUGCUGAGGGGCUUGGCUUCCAGCCUAAAUAAUGAAACUCCAUUACAAUAACACACUGUUUGGGUUGGAAUAUGCACUUUUCAUUAGCAGUGAGGCAGGCAGUAUCAAUCUGACACUUUCAUUUGAAGUAUUUGAAUCUCACAACACACAUUUUGUGGUAUUUUAAUGGAAAGGGCUUAAGAACAUUGAUGAAAGAAAAACAAUAGUUUUUUUCCCCAAUCAGACAGAUUUGGACCAUUCAAAGAUGUGCAGCCAAAUACACACAUUUAAAAAAUAAACUUACAUUUUGAUCCUUCAUAAUUUUAUUUGCCUUUAAUCUGUGCUCCAAAGCUGGAUGCUAUCACCACUGAAACUGACAUACAAUCACCCCUUUACUUUUAAUCUCCAGCAUGAGAUCAAGACCAUAACCUGUUUAUGAAGCUGACACAUGAUCGGUGACAGUGCAUUCCCACCCCCACCUGCAGUAGGUUUUCCAUGCAGCCUCUCCGAGCAGCAUCACUGUCUUUCAGGACGUGCAUGGAUGUAACUUGAGUAAUAUGUGGGCUCCUCAGACACCAUGUGACGAUGCUUUGAAGAGCAGGUUUUCUUUGCAAUUCAAUUACACAGAGUGCAACUAGGUUUGCGAAGUAAUUUCUGAAGGAAACGGCCCAUUUUUACAUUUGAGGUUCUGCCCUGCUGAGGCGCUCCCUUUUUAUAAUGCAGCCCACAGGCAGCCGUGGAGCUUUUGUUUGACUAGGGAGAACACUGCACCUCAUUGCCAAAUAUUGAUGCAGGUUCAUUAGCCCAAUAUUCCCUCAACCCAUAGACCAGCUCUCACCCUUGACUUUGAGAUCAAACAUUUGCAGAUCAGUAUCGUCAGAUCUCAGGAUUUUUCUCUUUGUGUGCACAAGGGGUUGCUGUAAGCACAUGUUUCAUUUUAGGCUAUCUGAAGCUGUGCAGGCUACAACCUUCUCUUUCCCAGUGUGAGCGCUUUUUCAAAUCAUGGAGCGUGUAAACAAUGAGAAGAAAACAAGCAGAUAAUGAGAGGUAUCUCCGUCUUAGCAUGAUUCUUUCCGCUGCUACCUGCUGACUGCCAAGUUUGUUUGAAAACCCAUUCAUCCAAAUGUUGACGCCUUUUUGGCUUACAAGAUCUCAGUCACAUUUGUCCACAUGAACUGUCAACAUCACAAUCAGGCUGGUGGAAUGAUGAAGCUAUCAGGAUGGCACAGAAAUCGCUUCCAGAAGUCCCAAUUAUCCAUGUCACUGUUGAUUCGUGUCACGCAGAAUGGCUGGUAACUAAUGAAGUAGUGGAUCUUGUCACCUUUUUACUUCUAAGGGAUCUUCUUUUCCUGGUGUUUCAGCACUGCAGUUCUCACCAGAACCCAUCUGACUUACACAUGCAAAGUUUGGGAGUGCACAUGUAAAAAAAAAUACGUGAAAGAAAAUUAGAAAAAUACGGGAUCAGUUAUUAUUCAUACUUAAUUCUGAAAACAUCAUUCAUAUUUUACACAGAGUGCAUUCAAAAACAGACAGUACUCUGAAAUCAUUUCUUAGUUUGCUUAAAAGGCAGAGUUAGCGUGAUUACAUAUUUUUGCAAGCUUAUGUUCUUAAAAACGCCCACGCCUUUGAGCAAGGCGUGAGGUAAGGAGAGUGGAGAUGCAGACGGAGAGGGGGGAGGGAUGGAGGAGGGGGGGCUGCGCGAGGAGCAGAGCUGUGCAUCAGCGCACUGGCGCCCAAAUGGGUAAUUGCGCACACGGCGGACUGAACUGUUGCGGUGACUCCAACUGCGACCCAACUCUGAAGGUGCACCUUCGCCGACAUGUCGAGACAGUUUUGCAGAAAACUUGGGUUUGGAAGUGAGCUCAGGAUGCGGACUGAAGCUGCGUGAACUGGGAGCAGUUUAACGCGCUCUUCAUCCAUUUCGGAUUGCUCCUUCUGCUCCACGAUGGGUUCUGUGAUGUUGGACUGGAGGUUAUUCUGCCUUCUUCUGCAUGCAGCUGCCUUGCUGCUGCUCAGCAAGGGGGAGAAGAUGUGCCCUGCAAGCUGUCGCUGCGAAAGGAAGAUUGUUUACUGCGAGUCUCGAAACUUGCUAGAAAUUCCAGUAAACAUCUCCACAGGAUGCCAAGGACUUUCCCUGCGUAAUAACAACCUGAUGGCUCUUUUGCCGUACCAGUUUGCACAUCUCAAUCAGCUGGUUUGGCUUUACCUGGACCACAACUCCAUCAGUUCUAUGGAUGCUUUGGCCUUUCAUGGAGUGCGUCGACUCAAGGAGCUGAUUCUCAAUUCAAAUGAAAUUACCCAUCUGCACAAUAAAACAUUCAGUGCCAUUCCAAACUUGAGGAAUCUGGAUUUAAAUCACAACCAGCUGCAGUCUCUGCAGCCAGGCCAUUUCCACGGUCUACGAAAGCUUCAGAACCUCCACCUUCGCUCUAAUGGACUGAGACAGAUCCUGAUUCGAACAUUUCUGGAGUGCCGCAGCUUGGAGUUUCUUGACUUGGGUUAUAAUCACCUGCGCAGCCUUACCCGCACAACCUUUUUAGGGCUGUUCAGGUUGAGGGAGCUUCACCUGGAGCACAAUCAGUUCUCCAAGAUUAAUUUUUAUGUUUUCCCUCGCCUCACCAACCUGCGGGCUCUUUAUUUGCAAUGGAAUCGCAUACGAUCUGUCAGUCAAGGUGAACCAUGGAUUUGGCAGAAGCUUCAGAAACUGGACCUGUCCGGGAAUGAGAUCCAGAUGUUGGACCCAGCCGUUUUCCAGUGCAUGCCAAACUUGCAAACACUAAAUCUUGAAACAAACAAGUUGAGCAGCGUAUCUGCAGAAACUGUGGCAGCAUGGACUUCCCUGACCACCAUCAGCCUGGCAGGUAACGCCUGGGACUGCAGUCCCAGCAUCUGCCCUCUGAUGGGAUGGCUCAGAACUUUCAGGGACUCAAAAGACAUCAGCAUGAUCUGCAGCAGUCCCAAGUCUGUGCAGGGUGAGAAGGUGGUGGAUGUAGUAAGGAAUUACUCUGUGUGUCUGUUUGAGGAGCUCUCCACUGCAACCAUCAUCAUUCUGAGCACAACCCAAACUGAAGAUGUUACAACUUUUCCAGUUCAGUUUGGAGUUACACACCUGACGCAUACUGUGUCACCCUCAAAGAAAUUUACCCUUUCUCCGGUCCGUCCCACCGAGGCUGACAGAAAGACCUCAGAAUCCACAACUAUGACCUUUCCAUCCGACAUCUCCCUUGAAACCCCCACACUGUUCAUUCCAGAGCUGCAGUUUGAACAUAUGACUUUCCAUAAAAUCAUUGCAGGCAGUGUAGCCCUGUUCCUGUCAGUCUCAUUGAUUCUGCUGGUUAUUUAUGUGUCGUGGAGGCGCUACCCCAACACCAUGAGGCAGCUGCAGCAGCACUCAGUCAACCAUAAACGAAGAAAAAAGGUCCACAAGCAGGAGCAGGACCUUAACUCUCAGCUGCAAGAGUACUAUCUGAGCUACCAUUCAAACUCAGAAGCAAUGGACUCAUUGGUGAAUGAAACCAGGCCAUGCACGUGCACUAUUUCAGGAUCCAUAGAGUGUGAGGUAUAAGCUCAGCUGGCAGAGUCAUAAAGGUUCACUCGCUAAAUGGACACAAAUGUUUUCUCUCUGAUGUUAGAUGACAGAUCGGGUUGAAUUUGUGGAAGUAAUAAAGAAGAACACGAUGACGUGUAUGGAGUGAUAUAUUUGGAGAGAACUAAUUAUGACUGACACGAAGGACUGGGUCAGCAGGGUUCAGCCAAUGCUUCAUCCAAAAACGUCUCCGCUUCAGGAUGUACGUCCGCUCUGUGGAGAGAUGGAAACACAGCCUUUGUCAGGGUGCAUCACCGUGAGACGAAAGGAAAGAGUCUGUUGUUUGACUUCUUUUUUUAAUUUCUUGAGUAAAGCAUUUAAAUGUACAUCUUUUAAAUUAAUGUGUGUGUGUGUCAUCGGGAUGAGUUCAUAAUCCUCUGGUUAAACUAACGUCUGCUUGGAGGAGGGCUGCACCUCCUUCUUUGUCCAGUUGAGUCAUUUUGCAUUUGGCAGACAAGUGCAGCUGCAGCAGCGCCGCUGAAACAUGGAGUCACAAAGUGAGCAUGGUUUGCAUGAAGCCAUCCUUCUUUUGUACUAUCAAAUACAGAAAAUUCUUCAUUCUUCGGAUGAGACAACUUGUGUCCAACAAAAGAAAAACAAAUGAUAUAUA